GGUUAUCCACUCUGCAAGCUGUGCUGGAUUCCGCUGCUGAAAAGAAAUGGCAAGUGACUGCCAUCAAUGUGGGAAACAUUAACAAUGACAAGAAAGAUGAGACCUACCGAUCGCUUUUUCAAGAUCUAGAGUUAAAAAAAGAACGGCGUGUAAUCCUGGACUGUGAACGGGAUAAAGUAAACGACAUUGUGGACCAGAUUUAUGGAGAAAAAUUAGUUUCUCUGACAGUUUGCUGGUACCACUACAUCAUUGCAAAUCUGGGCUUUACUGAUGGAGAUCUAUUAAAAAUUCAGUUCGGAGGUGCGAACGUGUCUGGAUUUCAGAUAGUGGAUUAUGAUGAUUCCUUGGUAUCUAAAUUUAUAGAAAGAUGGUCAACAUUGGAAGAAAAAGAAUAUCCUGGAGCACACACGACUACAAUUAAGUACACUUCCGCUCUGACCUAUGAUGCUGUUCAAGUGAUGACAGAAGCUUUCCGAAACCUCCGCAAGCAGAGAAUUGAAAUCUCUCGACGGGGGAAUGCAGGCGACUGUCUGGCAAACCCAGCAGUCCCCUGACAAGGUGUGGAAAUAGAAAGGGCCCUCAAACAGGUUCAGGUUGAAGGUCUCUCAGGAAAUAUAAAAUUUGACCAGAAUGGAAAAAGAAUAAACUAUACAAUUAACAUCAUGGAACUCAAAACUAAUGGGCCCCGGAAGAUUGGCUAUUGGAGCGAAGUAGACAAAAUGGUGGUCACGCUCACUGAACUUCCCUCAGGAAAUGACACCUCUGGGCUGGAGAAUAAGACUGUUGUGGUCACCACAAUUUUGGAAUCACCAUAUGUUAUGAUGAAGAAAAAUCAUGAAAUGCUUGAAGGCAAUGAACGCUAUGAGGGCUACUGUGUUGAUCUGGCUGCAGAAAUUGCCAAACAUUGUGGGUUUAAGUACAAGUUGACAAUUGUUGGGGAUGGCAAGUAUGGGGCCAGGGAUGCAGACACGAAAAUUUGGAAUGGGAUGGUUGGAGAACUUGUAUAUGGGAAAGCUGACAUUGCAAUUGCUCCAUUAACUAUUACCCUUGUGAGAGAAGAGGUGAUUGACUUUUCAAAGCCCUUUAUGAGCCUCGGGAUAUCUAUCAUGAUCAAGAAGCCUCAGAAGUCCAAACCAGGAGUGUUUUCAUUUCUUGAUCCUUUAGCCUAUGAGAUCUGGAUGUGCAUUGUUUUUGCCUACAUUGGGGUCAGUGUAGUUUUAUUCCUGGUCAGCAGAUUUAGCCCCUACGAGUGGCACACUGAGGAAUUUGAAGAUGGAAGAGAAACACAAAGUAGUGAAUCAACUAAUGAAUUUGAUUUUAAUAGUCUCUGGUUUUCCUUGGGUGCCUUUAUGCAGCAAGGAUGCGAUAUUUCGCCAAGAUCCCUCUCUGGGCGCAUUGUUGGAGGUGUGUGGUGGUUCUUUACCCUGAUCAUAAUCUCCUCCUACACGGCUAACUUAGCUGCCUUCCUGACUGUAGAGAGGAUGGUGUCUCCCAUCGAAAGUGCUGAGGAUCUUUCUAAGCAAACAGAAAUUGCUUAUGGAACAUUAGACUCUGGCUCCACUAAAGAGUUUUUCAGGGUAAGAGAUUCUGCUAUGCAGCUUCCUAUUUUUUUUUUUCCUAACAUUUAACUGUUUAAACAUUGC
Messenger RNA from Oryctolagus cuniculus (rabbit), 1643 nucleotides. The record is from RefSeq and is a predicted model, not a curated record. NCBI's taxonomy places the organism in Eukaryota, Metazoa, Chordata, Mammalia, Lagomorpha, Leporidae.